AUGAAGAAUUGUAUUGUUUGCUCAAAAGUUGGGCAAUAUCCAUUAAAUCUUGUAAAAUGUUAUGAAUGUAAAUCUUAUUAUCAUAAAUUUUGUUUACAAUCAACCAAAAUCCCAAGAGGGGAAUGGUAUUGCAGUUCUUGUGAGAUUGAGAGAAAGAAUAAAAAGAACAAAAAAAGAAAAUUGGAUGGAGCAGGUAAAAAGAAUAAAAAAAAUAACAAAGAUGAUGAUGAUGAUAAUGAUGAUGAUGAUGAUGAAGGUGAAAAUGAUGAAGAUGAUGAAGAUCACCAAGACGAAGAUAGUGGUGAGGAAGAGGACGAAGAAGAAGAUGAAGAAGAAGAAGAUGAUGAUGAUGAAGAAGAAGAGGAAGGCAAUGAAAAAAAUAAAAUCAAGAAAAGAAAAAGAAUACCAAUAAAUCAAUCACCAUCAAUUAAAAAAAGAACUAAAGAUAUUGAUUCUGAAGAAGAAGAAGAAGAGGAGGAGGAAGAAGAAGAAAAUGAUUCAGAGGAGGAAAGAAGAAUACAAAAACGAAAAAACAAAAUUAAACAACAACAACAAUUAAAAAUGAAAGAGAAAAAACAAAGAGAAAAGUUAAGAAAAAGAAGAAGAAGAACAAGAAGUAGUAGAAAAGAUGAUAACGAUCAAGAUGAUGACGAUGACGACGACGAUAAUAAUAGUAAUAAUAGCGAUGACAACGAUCAAGAUGAAAAUAAAAACAAACAAAAAAGAAAGAGAAGAAAAGAUAAAAAAAAAGAUGACGACGAUGAUGAUGAUCAAGAGGAAGAAGAGGAGGAAGAAGAAGAAAUAGUUACAGGUAAAAGAAAAAGGAGAAGUUUAAAUAAAGUUCAACCAAAUCAACAUUUAAAUAAUGAAAAUGAGGAAGACAAUGAAGAAGAGGAAGAAGAGGAGGAAGAAGAAGAAGAAGAAGAAGAAACAGAUUCUAGUGAAGAAUUUUUAGAGAAUUUAGUAUGUAGUAGUUGUAAUACUGGUAAAGACGAGGAUAAGAUUCUCUUAUGUGAUACAGAUAAUUGUUCAAGAGGUUAUCAUAUGUAUUGUUUACGUUAUCCAAUUACAUCGGUACCAAAAGGCGAUUGGAUUUGUGACUUUUGUAGAUUCGGUGAUAUAUCAGCUGAUUUACACUCUGCAGACGACGACGAGGAUGGUGCGAUCAACUCUCAAAAAGAAAUUGAAAAACAAAAACAAAAACAAAAAGAAAAAGAAAAAGAAAGAGAAAGGGAAAGGGAAAGAGAAAAAGAAAAAGAAAAAGAAAGAGAGAGAGAAAGAGAAAGACGAGAAAAAGAGAAAAAAGAUGCAUUAAGAUCAUCAUUUAGUAAUAUACCAAUUCCAAAAAUUAAUAACAUUAAUGGUAGUAACGGUAGUAAUAGUAAUAAUAAUAAUAAUAGUAAUAAUAAUGGUAGUGGUGUAAAUAGACAAUCACCACCAAAGGUUAUUUCUAAAAAAUCACCACAACAAUCACCUAAACCAUUGAAAUCACCAACAUCAUCAUCAUCAUCAACAACAUCAUCACCACCACCAUUACAUCAACAAUCAAAAGUAACAUCAAAAAUAUCUCCUAAUAGUCAACAAAGUAUACCAACAAUAAAUAGUAAUAUUAAUAAAUCACCACCAUCUCAAUCUAAAAAUUCACCACCACUAAAACCAUUAACACCAGAUUUAAAGAAACAAAUCCCAAUUACUAAUAUAACUACUUCAAGCACCACAACCACUGCAACGACAACGACAACAACAACAACCACAGCUAAUACAUCAAAUGUAGCAACUACAACUACACUCUUAAAACCAAGUUCACAAAAGAAACCCACUAUUCUUAGUGAUAAAAAACAAUUGAAUACUAGUGGAACCAAUUUACCAAUGAAUGGUAAAAAGAAAGAGGAUUUAGAAUCAUCAGCAUCUCAUUCAAUUUUAGAUAUGAUACCUCCAAAUAAUAAAUUAUUUAAUAAUUCAAUUCAAUCUGCCCCAAUCUCUUGGGACUUAAGUGGUUCUCAACAUAAAUUAUCAACAUCUUCCUCCUCUUUACCAAAUAGUAAUAAUAACAAUAACAAUAAUAAUAAUAAUAAUAAUAAUAAUAAUAAUAAUAAUAAUAAUAAUAAUAAUAAUAAUAAUAAUAAUAAUAAUAAUAUAAAACUACAACAACAAUUACAGCAACAACAACAACAAUUACAUCAACAACUACAACAACAGCAACUACAGCAACAACAACAGCAAUUACAUCAACAACUACAACAACAAAAAUUAAAACAAAAACAAAUUGAAGAAGAACAAGAGAAAGAAAGAGAACAAAAAAGAUUAGAAAAUGAACAAAAACUACUCUUACAGCAGCAACAACAACAACAACAACAACAACAACAACAACAACAACAACAACAACAACAACAACAACAACAACAACAACAACAACAACAAGAAUUUAUUGAUCAAAAAGAACUAGAGGAUAAACUACUUUCACAAUUUGAUAAUCAAAAUUUAAAAUCACCACUAUCAUUAACAUCAACAACAUCAUCAACAUUAUCACAUUUACCACAAUCAACAUUUGAAUCAUCAACAAUACUAUCAAAUAAAACUAUUAAACAAAAAUGGAAGAGUAGAAUUUUAUUUGAAACUGAUCAAAUUUGUCAAUGUGAAAUCAUUCAAAUCUAUGGAAUGGAUUUCAAGGUGAAUCCAUUUCAAAAUAAUAUUACCUCUAAAACUUUGGAAUUAUCAUUUAAUCAAGUUUCAUUUGAUAAUUUACCAAAACCAAUUAGAGAUGAAUUUAUCACAAAAUCAUCAACACCUUCAACUUGUUUAGAUAUUGGUGCCAUCGAUUUACCAAAUUCUGCCUUAUUGAUUUUCUUACCUGAAAUACCAAAUCAGUCAUCACUAUAUCAUCUAAUAAUUCAUUUUAUAGAGAAUAGAGUAGCUGGUUUCAUUGAUCUAUCAAAUGAUUUAUCAUUGUACAUAUACCCAUACCAAACUUCAAUCAUUAGUUUAGAUCUAAUUGGUAUUUUAAUUGAUAAAAAAUCAUUAUCACCACCUUCUUUGAUAUUAAAUCAACAACAAAAACAACAAAAACAACAACAACAAGAACAAGAACAACAGAAUCAAUCAUUUGAUAUUAAAAAUAUUUGCUAUAUUGGUAUUAAUCAUAUUAGUAUGAAUAAAAUUUUAACAUCACAAGGUAAAAAUUAUUUUUCCUUUUCAAAUUUUAAUGAAUUAACCUUAUCUAGUGAUAUCAAGAAUUUUGAUUUAGUAGUUGUAGAUAAUAAAAUGGUUAAUAAUCAAACAAUUAAUAAGGAAAUUAAUAAUCUAAUGCAAUUACAACCAACCACCAAUAAUAAUAAUAAUAAUAAUGACAUUAAUAAUAACCAUGAUACACUAUUACUAGUCAUAAAGGAUGUAGAAUUUUCAAAAUGGUUAGUUUCUCAAAAAAAAUUUCCAAAUAGCUUAGAAAUUCAAAAGAUCUUUCAACAACAAAUACUAUUUAAACAAUCACGUUGUAUAUUUUUAUUGGAUAAUAGUAUUAUCAUUGAAAAUGAAUCUUCUUAUUUUGUAGAGUUUAUUUCAUCGUUUGGAAAAUUUAAAAAUAAUAAUAAUAAUAAUAAUAAUAAUAAUAAUAAUAAUAAUAAUAAUAAUAAUAAUAAUAAUAAUAAUAAUAACAAUAAUAAUAAUAAUAAUAAUAAUAAUAAUAAUAAUAAUAAUAAUAAUAAUAAUAAUAAUAAUAAUAAUAAUAAUAAUAGUAGUAAUGAUUGGACAAUUAAAAUUUCGUCAACAAUAUUUGACGAAUUAUUACCAUUUGGUCAUCAAAGUAAUGUAAAAAAGAAAAUUGAUGAGAUUAAAAGAGGUAUUAAUCAACAAUUAAUAGUAUCAUACGAUUUUUCUCCAAUGGUUCCAAAACAAUCUUCUGAUUUCUUAUUGUUGGCCUUAAGAAUAGCUCACUCAAAAAAAUAUAAACAGGUGUUUUUAAUAACUUCAAACAAAAUCAUUCAAAAUCAAUCAAAAAGAUAUUCUAAUUUAAAUUUAAAUUGUUUAUCAUUAGAAGGUGGAAUUGAUUAUAUUAAAAAUAUAAACAAUAAAUUUAGUUUAAAAAUCUAG
Molecule: messenger RNA, 4086 nt
Organism: Dictyostelium discoideum AX4
Lineage: Eukaryota; Evosea; Eumycetozoa; Dictyosteliales; Dictyosteliaceae
Product: PHD zinc finger-containing protein
Exons: 2
Coding region: 1-4086 (1361 amino acids)
Biological process (GO): chromatin remodeling
Source: RefSeq, a predicted model, not a curated record